This is a messenger RNA of Exserohilum turcica Et28A, 3451 nucleotides long. RefSeq lists its product as uncharacterized. Lineage: Eukaryota; Fungi; Ascomycota; Dothideomycetes; Pleosporales; Pleosporaceae. The record is from RefSeq and is a predicted model, not a curated record. Bases 1 to 3081 code for a protein of 1026 amino acids. The transcript has 2 exons.
AUGGCCGCCGCCGCCCAAGCCAGCACCGGCCUCGCCUGCUCGCCCGCCGCCUCGCUCAGCCUCUUCGAAUCCAUCAUCACGGCCUAUCCCCCCAUCCUCGAAUCGCUGCUCGCCCAGAUCUCCACCGCAACCCUCCUCCAGCUCUACCACACCUCGCGCCACCUGCGCGACUUUCUGCGCCACUACCCCCUCGCCUGGCGCACGCUGUCCUUCCGAUUGCCCCAGCCCGCCGUCGCCGUCGGCUCGCCGGGCAACGAGACGCCCGACAACCGCGACCGCCAGUCCAAGGCCUACUCGUUCGACGCCCUGCUCAAGCAGAUCAUAUCCCCCAACGGCACCCGCCUGACCAGCCUCGACCUGUGCAACACGGCCGUCACGGGCAUCGCCCUGGUCGGCAGCGUCCUGGGCCCGCGAAUCCACACGCUCCGCCAUCUGUCGGUACGCGGCUGCAAGAACGUCUCCAUCAAGUACCACAUUGUCCCCUUCCUCGAGCCCUACACCCUCAAGGACGCCCCCUGGAUCCAAAACGACCUCGCCCUCAAAAGCCUCUACACGUACCGCUGCCGCCACCACCGCCGCCGCCCCUACCUCCCCUCGUCGCUCAUCCGCCGCGACUCCGACUCCGAUCCCACCCACCAGCUCAUCGAGAUAUGCCACCAGCUGGGAAUAUGGACAGACACGGCCUGGUGUCCGAGUCCCGGCGGCAGGUGCUUCCGCCGCAAGGACUACCACGCAGGAAGAGCAGGGCCGCUGAACAUGGAGGUCUGGGUGCCCUUUGACCGCCUCUGGCGAUCAAGCAACCGCAUCGGCCCCAUGGACGGCACCAAGAAGCUGGGUGACCACGACGGCCGGCUGUGGGAGAUUGCCGAGACCGGCCAAGACGGUGAGCCGCUGGGGCCUGAGAAUAGCAACUUUGCAGGAGAAGGCAAGCAUGUCCCGGUGCACGAGCGAAGGAGCCACACGGCUUUUGUGCACGACGUCCGCUGCUCGCAAUGCGAUGACAUCAUUCUCGAGCGAUGUGAGUCGUGCAGCGUUCGUAUGCACUGCAUGGGCUGCCGGAAAACGCUGUGUGCCAGCUGCGCCUUCAACAGGCCAAUACCGAGAAAACGCGCCAAGACACGGCACUUUGCCAGCCUGGCGUUUGGCAGUGCCGGUACGCUCGGUACUGCGCUUGGGCAAGCGUCUGCAUCAGUACCGUCCGCCGAGGAACGGAACCACGAAGAGAAGGCCGACCGGAACCGCUUUUGGUGGGCGCCAGGCGCAACUCGAUCGCCCAACCUCAUGAACGAGAGUGCACAAGACGACGACUCGUCCGAUUCAGAAGACGGCGGGAAUAUGAACAACGGAAUGCCUGUCCCCCCGGCGAACCGCGAACCACCCAAACUUAACAUGCACUGGUGUUGUCUGGAACCCAUAUUCUCUGGCGGUGGUGGCAUCGCUGUCCUGGGAACCGGCCUGGGUGGCAGAGGAGCGGACAAGAUACGUGCCGCCCCUCUUCCGCGCAGAAAGGAGUUUGAGGACCCUGAUUUUAGCAACACGCUUCGGCCCGUCGACUACAUCCGAGAGUUGAAGAACAACGGUCUUUACGAGUACGUGCUUGGUGAGGACGUUGACAUACUCUCAUACUUGAAGCAGGAUUCGCUGGAUCUGCAGCAGCAGACAUGUCCCAGAGGCCUGUGCAAUGACUGCUAUAGGAGCUUCAGGUGGAAGGUCUCGUGCCGGGCCUGCAAGAGUCCAAUCUGUAAAGAACACGACUUUAGGGCACUCAAAGUCCGCAAAUGCGGCUAUCGAGAACUACACACGGAGCGUGAGCAUGUCCGAUCGCACAACGAGCCACCACAACGACUAGUCAUCCCCGAGUUCAAUCCAAAUCGGGCGAGCACACCAGAUCCCGAGCGCACGCCUACUGCAUCCAACUCCAACAAUGACGCCUACUCUACCGGAGACAACGAGUCUGAAUCCUCCGAGACACCAAUGUCACAAUCCCAGAUCCUGGUUGCUCCCCCACAGCACUCGUCAGUCGACAUGUCGACGACAGCCUCGCUCAACUCCAUGCCACCUCCCGACCCAUUCCCACUUGCAUCCUCCUUGUCUUUUAUUCCUGUCAGCUCGGCCCGUCCACGAUCCCUCAGUGUCUCUGGCGUCAGAGGCCGGCCUACAAGUCCGUGGUUACAAAACUCGCCGCGAUUGCCCGUCAACCACCCAGUCAGCAACCCGCUUCCAUUGCCGUGCAAUCCACGGCACCCUGUCCAGUGGGAAGGCUGCGGGGCCUACUUUUGUCAGUAUCCAAGGCCAGUCGGAGACAGCAGACCACAGUGUCCGGCCAUUCUCAAGGAGUGCUCAGAAUGUGCAGUUCUUGUUUGUGAUCAAUGUUCUGCAUCAACGCCGUCUUGCACAUGUACCUUUUGCACCGUCAACUACCACUGUCCGACAUGUACGCGCAAACCCAGUGUCCGCGCAAAGUGCCGUUUGGAAGCCGAGAAUCAAGCAAGGAGAGAAGCUGAGCAACGUACAAUGGCUAAACUGAAAAAGGACAAGGAAGAGCGUGGGCAUGCUGAUGAAUUGGCUGGGGCCAUGCACGAGUUUUUCGCUGGAGUCUACCACUAUGAUCCCAUACCGAGCCCGGACUCCAUCACCGUGACAACUGUGUUUGGAGUCAUGGAGGAACCAGCACACUUUACCACCAUCAGCGCAUCAGGCCCCUCACUCUUCCAUACCGCAUACGACCAUUCGGACGACGAGGAAAACAAUGUCGAGAUGACUGAACAUUUGCAGGAAGGUAUUGAAGCCCUCCAUCAGGGUUUGGCACAGAUGCAUCUCCAACAAACCACGUACGCAAACGGCAUGAGCGCCCACAUUACGCAUUUGCCGGUAGACGUGGAGCCUGAACAUGUGCAUGACGACGAGGACGACGAGGAUCUCCACGACACGGGCGAGGAAGGCGACAUUGACACGGAUGAUUUCGACGCCGGUGCCGACAGCACCAUGUUCGACGAGUUCGACGAUGACGAUGACGAUACCAUUGGCGGCGGUGUCCUUACACCUACCACUACUACCAUCACUACCACCGUUGCAACAUGACCAAAAGAAAAGUCUGUUUAAAAAAAAAGAGGCUCGGUUCGGUUUCAACACUUGAUGCACACAUGGCGCGCUGAAAGGCACACUCACACUCACACACACACACACACAUUGGAGUUGGGGUUUUUUUUUUACUUUUCGGAACAUGAGACGGCGCAAAAAUAUUCCCCCUCCUACCUUGUCUUUUUUUUCUGCUUCUGGUUCUGGCUUUUUUUAUCUCUCUCUCUCUCUCUCUCUGUUUUGUUUGGGGCUUUUUUUUCAGUCACCCCACCCUACCCUCCAGUCCUCUCACCACCACAUUCAUCCAUCCAUCCACCCAUCCAUUCACCCUUGUUCCCCCCCCCCACUUUCUUUCUCGUUGCUUCCUCUGCUG